AUUUUGCAUUUGAGCUUAAAGCCAAUUAAAAUCAAUUCAGAUUAAUUGCAUUUGGAAGCUGGCACAAUCGAGUGAAUAUUCCUCAACACAAAUUGGGCACAACAACAACAAAAAAUAAAAUAAAGAAAGCAUGAUCAGACGACGAAGUACAAUCAACAGCAUGAGCUGUACAACCAGUUCCCGCUUGGGCCUAUCAGGCAUUGGGCUGCUAUUCGCGUUGCUGCAGCUGCAGAUGGCACCCAGCCAGGCUCAUGUACAUCCUGUGCUCACAUACAAGAACGCCUCCACGCAGCUCGGCCAGCUGGUUACGUCGAGCACCUUGGUUUGGGAGAGCUACGACCCCAAGGAUGCCAAGCAGAUGCAGUCAGCCGUCGAGGGCGGCAAAUACAUAACAGAGGAUGAGCAUUAUCCCAUCUAUGUUUGCCGUGUGACCAUCGAUGGUGUGCGCACCUCUGGUCACACCGAGAAGGUGCAGCAGAAGCACGUGUGCGUCGCCGCGCUCCACAAGCACAACAUCAACGAGCACUUUGAUGUGCUGAUGAAUAGGGGACAUCUGGGCAAGAUCGCUUGGAAGCACUGGACCAAAUUCAAUGCGGGCAUCCCCGUGGGCGCCAUACAAAUCGGCGACGAUUCCUACAUUGGACGCCAUCGCGCGGUGCAUCAUGCGAAUGCCGAGGGCGGUGAGGCGCAUCGUGGUGCCGACUACAAUCUGGGCAGACUGGAGCCACUGGGUCUGGGCAAGAUCAAGGUGGCUGAGAGCGAAGGCGAAAAGUACUACGAUGAGGGCGAGGUUCUGGUCGAAACAGAGCCCUUCAGCUACGAGCUGCGCGACAUCAAGCUGGAUCGACUGCGCACCACUCUGCGCGAGAAUAUGACCGAGCUGGCCAGCGGAAUUCUGGAGAAUCGCGGCGAAACCUACGACACCAUGGAGAAGGUGAUGAGCUACAGCUUUGACUACCUGCAGUACUGGGGCUCGCAUGAAGGCGUUGCCAAGGGUCUGCCGACCAAGAUAUAUGAGAAGAAUGGAGCCGCGCCGGCCGAAAUCAAUUGGGCGCUGAAGCGCGGCGAGAAACGCCACGAGAACAAAGCUGUCUACAGUAAACUCUGGCCAGGCACGGCCAUUAACGUGACGCUGCGCGGCAACUAUGUGACCCUGGAAGCACCCUACACCGCCAAGCUGUCGGCCUUCUACUACGACAGCGAGAGCGUUUCGCGCAAGAUCAGCGCCGAGGUGCGCAAAAGCUACUUGAAAGAUGUCAAGAUGGAGUUCAGUCCCGUCUAUUGGAUUGAGAAUGGCACCGUCGUGCCAACGACCACCACCACAUCGACCACAUCGACAACGACACAUGCGACCACCACCAGCACCAAUGAGCCGACGCCCAUACAUGAACCGCCGCUGGUGCGUGUCGAGCAUGUGGGCGUUAAGCAUUCCGGUCCGGAUUCGCUGGAGAAAACGUUAAAUGAUUCAACCUCUACCAACGAGGUCAGCUCGAAUGAGGCGCCCGAGAAUAUGUCCUCCAAGGACGCAGCGCUCGCUGGCUUCGGUAUUGGCGGCGGCAACAAUAAGGCGCCCGCCACAAUAGCCGCAACAGGACUUGCUGGAGUCGUCGGCAGCAGCAUAACGCUAAUCUUGAUGCUGUCAAAUCUGUAGAUGGGUUGGCCAGGGCCAGGUCUGUGGCAGAAGGGUCUACCCAAUUAGCAUAGCGUUUAAUUGUUGUUGUUGUACCUGUUGUACCCGUCUUUGAGAGCGUGUCGCGAGCAUAGAGAGACAGACACACAAAAGUGGAAAGAUAGACAGACAUAAUAUUUAUAGAACGCCCAAAAAAACAUUUAAAAAAUCAAAAACCGGUUAGCUUUCUGUGUGGGUGUUCAUUGGAUGUUAGAGGCGAACAAAAGUUGAUAUUUUUUAUACUUGUCCCCCAAUGCCUGCUUCUUCUUCUAUCUAUACACAAAUAUAUAUAUUGCAUACCGUAGCAAAAAGAAAUUGAAUUUUAAGAGACAAACACAAAACAUUCCUAAACUAGACCCUCACAAAAGGAAAUGAAUCAAAAGUGCAUAUAUAUA
This is a messenger RNA of Drosophila novamexicana, 2064 nucleotides long. RefSeq names its product protein unzipped (gene uzip). The coding region runs from base 131 to 1651 and encodes 506 amino acids. The record is from RefSeq and is a predicted model, not a curated record. NCBI's taxonomy places the organism in Eukaryota, Metazoa, Arthropoda, Insecta, Diptera, Drosophilidae. The transcript is spliced from 5 exons.